AUACAGACUGUGUCAGUGUAGCUGGCAGAUCCACUCAGUUCUGAGGAGCAAUUUACACAACUGUGACCAUGGGCAAAGUCAUCUUCUACGAGGACAGGAACUUCCAGGGUCGCUCUUAUGAGUGUAUGAGCGACUGUGGUGACUUCUCCGCCUACAUGAGCCGCUGUCACUCUUGCAGAGUGGAGAGUGGAUGUUGGAUGAUGUACGAUCGUCCCAAUUACAUGGGAAAUCAGUACUUCUUUAGGAGGGGUGAAUAUGCUGAUUACAUGUCUAUGUUUGGAAUGAGUGAAUGCAGGUCCUGCCGUAUGAUCCCUAUGUACAGGGGAUCCUACAGAAUGAGGAUUUACGAGAGGGAGAACUUCAUGGGUCAGAUGUACGAGAUGAUGGAUGAUUGUGACAGCAUCAUGGACCGUUAUCGCAUGUCUCAAUGCCAGUCCUGUCAUGUGAUGGACGGCCACUGGCUCUUCUAUGAGCAGCCCCACUACAGAGGCAGGAUGUGGUACUUCAGGCCUGGAGAGUACAGGAGCUUCAGAGAUAUGGGUGGCAUGAGAUUCAUGAGCAUGAGGCGUAUCAUGGAAUCUUGUUACUAGUGUUCCAGUGUUUCAAUAAAAUUAUUUCUCUACAAAAGCAAACUGU
Messenger RNA from Carassius auratus (goldfish), 636 nucleotides. Its product is annotated as gamma-crystallin M2-like. The record is from RefSeq and is a predicted model, not a curated record. Gene Ontology annotation, biological process: visual perception; lens development in camera-type eye. The transcript is spliced from 3 exons. Gene Ontology annotation, molecular function: structural constituent of eye lens. The coding region runs from base 69 to 590 and encodes 173 amino acids. Lineage: Eukaryota; Metazoa; Chordata; Actinopteri; Cypriniformes; Cyprinidae.